UUGAGUAAAAGAGUUCAAAAGGAAUGGGCAGUGCCGACCAAUGCACAACCACUUCCCCAGCUGUAUCUCUACAAUAGUCUCACCCGACGGAAGGAUUUAUUUGUACCGAACCAGGGUAACGUGGUGAAAUGGUACAUUUGUGGUCCAACAGUUUACGAUAGUUCUCAUAUGGGCCAUGCAAGGACCUAUCUAUCUGUCGACAUUCUUAGACGAAUAAUGACUUCUUAUUUCGGCUACGAUGUGCAGUUCAUUAUGAAUAUCACUGAUAUCGAUGACAAAAUUAUAAAA
Molecule: messenger RNA, 288 nt
Organism: Ostertagia ostertagi
Lineage: Eukaryota; Metazoa; Nematoda; Chromadorea; Rhabditida; Trichostrongylidae
Source: the annotation of a GenBank genome assembly